Ectocarpus sp. CCAP 1310/34 is the source of this 933-nucleotide messenger RNA. NCBI's taxonomy places the organism in Eukaryota, Phaeophyceae, Ectocarpales, Ectocarpaceae. The record is from the annotation of a GenBank genome assembly.
CCCAAAGAAAGGCAAGCAAGGAUGGAAGGCGAAACUUUGGAUAGUGCGGUGGACCCCAACAUGACCUCCCAUGCGGUCGAUUUCACCUGGAGGUUUUUCUGCUUGGUGCUGGUGCUCCUCCUGCAGGGGGGCUUUGCGUCCUACGAGGCCAUCUGAGGAUCUAAAGAACACGCACGCACACGUAUGACGAAAAAAAGGUAUCCAAGAGCCCGAAGAGGUACACCUAAAAAUCCCUGCAGCACCGAAUGCGUGCCCAAAAACUGAACUGCACGUCCGUCCCACCGUUCGACUACAGUAGCAUCACCCCCUCCCUGUCCCACUCUUUACCAAAACGGAAGAUUGCCGACUUCAGCACCUUUGAUGGCGAAGCCAGGUUACUGAGGCAAUACAGCUCCCUCUAGCAAACCUAGGGCCGUGUAGUGCCCGUCCACCUUUCUGAUGGUGUCUGCCUCCGCGCACAAAAAUGAGAUGGACAUCACUGCCUACGCCCACGGCCAGAAAGGCCCGCGCAUCUACAUUUUCACGCCUGACCCCAUCAGUGCCGACCCAACUCCACCACCACACGCAGGCCUCGCGGCGGAUGCGCAGCAGCAAGAAGGUUUCGGUCAUCCCUUGAGGGUACACAAUUAAGGCACCCGGAUUGUCCGCGUCAUCUCCGCCGCGUCUCUCUACAAAACCAGUGACGUCAUCACACACACCCAACACCUGUAUUCAGAAAAAAAACGGAAAAAUAAUUGACAAUACAAAAGAUGUUUGUCCGUGCGCCACGGUUCGAUGCCGUCCGCAUGCUCCGGUUCCGCUGCUCCGGUGCCGCUACAACGGUGCCGCUGCUCCGGUGCCGCUGUGGCCAGUCCUAGCACGACCAAACUCGACCCGCUCCGCUUCGUACACGCUCUCGUUGCUGUCCUUCCCAGUCGGUUCCUCGCUUUCUCC